GAAACAACAGCUUUCCUCGCGAAUAGAUCUUGCAUGCAGCUACUGGCAAGAUGGUGCUCCAAGGAACCAAACUGUACUACAAUGCCCUCUUCGCGGGAAGUUUAGGUUUCAUUACAUUCGGAUGGGAUGCUGGUGUUUUAGGGGGGGUGUUGUUGACACCAGAAUUCAUGUCCGCUGUCGGGAAUCCGACAGACACGUACAAGAUAUCGAUGAUUACUUCGACAUUCCUGCUUGCUUCGUGGUUUGGCUGCAUGGUCAUUACAUUCUUCGGUAUUCACCUCGGCCGGAAGAACUGGAUCUUGCUAGGCAACGCUGUCGAGCUUGUUGGAACCAUUAUCUCAGCAUCUUCAUACAGCUACGGACAGUUGAUCGCCGGUAGAGUCUUCAUCGGCAUUGGCAACGGAUUCCUUACUUCGAUGAUUCCGGUCUACAUGGCCGAGAUUGCCACUGAGAAAAAGCUUCGUGGAAGAGGUGUCAACGCAAUGAUUGCAGCUGCUAGUCUUGGGACUGCCCUGGCAUACUGGGUUGACUUUGGCAUGGUGUUUGCCCAUGGAACUCAGGCAGUUUGGAGGUUUCCUGUCGCUUUCCAAGCGUUCUGGGGUGUCUCCACCAUGAUAGCCUUCAUGCGCCUGCCCGAAACUCCUCGAUACUAUUACGCCAAAGGUCAGGUCGAGAAAGCCGAUUCUACUCUCGAGCAAGUUUAUGGUAUGGACUUGACCGAGGGUCGUGUUCAACAAGCCAAAGCGGAAAUUCUUGCUGCCCUGGAACUAGAACUUGCUGCGGCUCCCAGUUUGAAAGUAAUGGACUUCUUCUGGGACAGCUCCAGCAUGCAAGUGGCCCGCCGAAUCCGCACAGGUGUUCUCCUGAUCGGUAUUGCUUACCUCAUGGGUAUCGACAUGAUAUUCUACUACAUGACAACAAUCUUCCAAGUCUACAUCGGGCUGGAACCCUUGACAUCUUCUGGGCUUGCCGGAACAGCAACCACGGUCCUUGCCAUCACCAACUACCUUGGCGUCUACUACAUGGAGAAAUUUGGCCGCCGCACAUGGCUGAUCACCGGGGCUGUAGUCCAGACCAUUUUCAUGGCGACUUUUACAGGUCUCUUGUCGUCUCCAGGCACAAAGACUGGUGCCGCCGCCGCCGCCAUGCUUUUUAUCUGGAUCGCCGUGUUCGGUCCGACUUGGGGUCCUGUCACCUACGUAUAUGCCUCUGAGAUUAUGCCCCUUCGAUACCGUCAUAUUGGAUUUGCUCUCAGCGUGUCGUCCCAGUGGCUCAUGGCUUUUACCACCGUCUUUGCCGGACCUAUCGCAAUUGCUGAUAAGAGUGUUGGAUGGAAGACUUGGAUUUGGUUCUUGGUCUUUAACUUCAUUGCCAUACCCUACGUGUAUUUCUGCUGUCCCGAGACUCGUGGUCGAACCCUAGAAGAGAUUGACCUGAUCUUCAUCACGGACACCUUGAAAGAUACAACCGCCGCGAAGACGUUGGAGCAUGAAGGUCACGAGUCUGAACUAACAUCUGAACUUGACAGUGUCAACGAGAAGACCAUCCAGACUCAAGAGCAAGGAGUAGACGUUGCGAAGUCUGCUGAUAUGGAGGCGCCAAAGGAGGCACCAGAGUCUUCCUCCUAAAUGUUGAAUUGGCCGUGAGAGAGAAAUGGCAAGGCCCGAGGUAACUGGUUGGAAUACAAGCAGUUAGAACAACCAUCAACU
Molecule: messenger RNA, 1709 nt
Organism: Exophiala oligosperma
Lineage: Eukaryota; Fungi; Ascomycota; Eurotiomycetes; Chaetothyriales; Herpotrichiellaceae
Exons: 9
Coding region: 51-1628 (525 amino acids)
Biological process (GO): carbohydrate transport; transmembrane transport
Cellular component (GO): membrane
Molecular function (GO): carbohydrate:proton symporter activity
Source: RefSeq, a predicted model, not a curated record